UUCUGCAGUGUAUGUGUAGCUGGGAUAUAGUAUACUGAGUGUGAACAUUCUCAAAACUGUAUUGUAUAUAGUUUAUUUUAUUUUUUUUAUUGUGUAAAUUUAAUUUUUGUAAAACUAAGGUUCCACAUGUCACUGUUGAAGUGAGGCAUUAAUCAGUGUGACACCACUUGUAAACAUGCUGCAUGUGUGGGGGUUCCCAGCCAGUGCUGCAUGGACUCCACACUGGUGAGGCACACUCUCUGUAGCUCCUCUCCCUGUAUUAAAUUAUACGCUUAAAUUUGGUGUAUUUUUCUUUAAUAAGUAUUAGUUCUUUUGGGUUAAAGCUCCCAAAGUGUUUUUGAUUACUUUGAACGAAGAAAAUAGUAAUUGGAACUGCCUUUUAUCUGUUACACCAUCCGUUUAUGUGUUCCUUACUUGUGCUAAACAGGGAUGAGCAGAGGCGUGCUGUUGCUGUGUGACACUGAUUUUGCUGCUCCACUUUGUGUUUUAGAAAUAAAUCCAGUUUCCAGCCAGUCUGUGUCUGUCGUCACAACGCAGUCAACCGUUUGAAAUCUGCUACAUAAAAGUGGUGCCAUGACCCGGAUCCAUCUGAUCAGCCACUGCCGAUCGCUGAGGUUGAGCUGAACACUUCUGACACCUGUGAUAUCAGCAAAAUUAUCUUGUGGAUCCUUUUGAAAAAAAUCCUCAGUGUUUUGUUAGUAGACAUUUCUCCAAGACACAUGUGUUAGAGUUUAACUGGGCUACAUUUACAUGUGUUGUAUUUUCCUGGGUGAUAAGCACUUUCGUAUUUUUCCUGUUUCCAAUUAUUUUUGUAGUUAUUGUUAAUUUCCUGUGAGUAACAUGACUGGUAGGGGCCAAGGCUCGUUUAACCUUUUCACACCAGUUGCUGGGAGAGGUUGGAGACUGUCUGGGGCAGAUGAAGUUAGGGACAGGUCCAUAAUGUCUCAUGAUGAGCCAUCAGAAUCAGAUGACAUUAUUCAAAAUAAUGCUCAUGGGCGCCAGUUUUCAACCCCUGCUUUGAGUGAUGACAGCACACACAAGGAGCUACGUGAGCUUAUUGGUGAGCUGGGGACUCAGAUAGGUGAAUCAAUCGCUAGUCGGUUAUUAUCCAGUCAAGUCCCGCUUGGUCCAAACCAGACAGCUCCAACUGAGUCUCCCAAAGUUAAGGGCCCUGAUACCACUCUCGACUUCUCCAAAAUGAACCUAGUGGUCAGGCAAGAUAUCAAAGACCCACCUAUGUACCGAGGUGAUGACGCAGAUAAGUACUCUGUUCAUGAGUGGAUAGAUAUGAUGGAAGUGUAUUUGCAGAAGAGAGGUUUGUCUGGAGCCAUGCAAGUGGAUGAAAUCUUGAACCAUCUCCUCGGCAGAGCUAAAAACAUUGUUAGGGUGGGUUUGAAAAGCAACUCAUCUUCUGGUGCGGUGACCAACCCUGAGACCAUCUAUGCCAUACUCAGGCGUUAUUUUAGUGAGAGCCCUGGUUCUUGUCAACCAUUGGCUGACUUCUAUGCCACCCAACCAGUUGCAAAAGAAACACCAGUAGACUAUUGGGUGAGACUUAAUAUCACAGCUGAAGCAGCUGAUAGGCACUUACAGCGCCAGGGAGGCAAAAUGGAGAACAUGGAGGCAGAAAUAGCCAUGAUGUUUAUCAGAAACUGUCCUGAUCCCAGCCUCGCCUGUGUCUUCAAAUGUAAGCCCAUUAGUAAGUGGUCAGUAAUGGAAGUUCAGGAAGCCAUUGAUGAACAUCAAAGAGAGUGCCAUGUAAAAAAGAAGAGUCUGAGCUCUGCCAGACCACAUCCCCUCCUAGUGGCCACUGCAACAACCACAAGUGAAUCACCUGAAUUUGAACUGAACCAUGCCCAAGUAGGUACAGUAAAGUGUUCCCAAGAUAACCCGGUUAAGACCGCUGGAGUUGUCGCUUCAGAUUCAAGUGCUCUAGACCGCGUGCUCAGUAUGCUAGAGAGGGUGCUAGAGCGCACUAACCAGCCUGCCCCUCCCGUAAUCAAACCACAGCCUCCAGUUUCAGCCAGGUUCCCUUCAUGCCAGGUUUGUGGUAAUAGCUCACACUCUACACGCACUCACUGCAUGAGAGAAAGGAGAUGUCUAGGUUGUCUGGAGGUUGGGCAUCAGAGAAAAGACUGCCCCAGAGCAACUGAGCCCAUUACUCAACAAAGCAGUCCCCAGGGAAACUAGGAUGCUUGCACUUGAGAGGGGACAGUGUGAGCGAGGAGUGUGAGUCCCUCAAUCCCAGUGAUGACAUACAGACUGUAUACAAAGAAAGCCUGAAGUGUGCUCCACCUGGUACUGUUGUACUUUCCCAGAACAUAGUAAGACUUGAUGAAGCAGACAGCCUGUUUUACACGAAUGCAUUGGUGAAUGAUAAAGUCUCUUUGCAGGCUCUUCUUGAUACAGGUUCCAUGGCGUGUACUUUGAGCGAAGAGGCGGAGCAAGAAUUAAAGAGCGCUGGGGUUGCACUGGAAUUAAGCGACAUUCGCACUGACAUUAUGCUAGUGGGCUGUGGUGGAGUUCAGGUUAAACCCAAAUGUAUAUGUGAGCUGGAGAUGGAGGUUUAUGAUUGCACGUUCAGAGUGCCCGCUCUAGUGGUCCCUGGUCAGAAAGAUCAGUUAAUUUUGGGGACAAAUGUCAUCAAACACCUUCUCAGACACUUCAGGCUGUCUCCCCAUUUUUGGCAAGUCCUGAGUAAACCCGAAUCAGCAGAAGCACCCGAGAUAGUACAGUUUCUGAAUAUGCUGUCUGGCAUUAAUAGGUGGAGAGGUGACAAAAUGCCAGAUGUCAUUGGCACUGUCAAACUAGCUCAGGCAGUGACUCUACUCCCCAAGCAAGAACACCUUGUAUGGGGCAGACUGCCAGCAUCAUCACCCCUCUCUGAGGGCAGUGCCAUUCUGAUUGAACCACCAAAAUCUCAGACUCAUAAGAAAGGUGUCAUUGUCUGCAGAACUGUGGUUUCUAUGAGUGGCGAUAGGUGGGUCCCUGUUCGAAUCCUGAACACCUGUGAUAAACCUAUCACACUGAGACGAAACACUAAGGUGGCAGAUGCCUCCACUUGUGUAGCUGUUGAAGAUCUUGAAGUGGCCUCUGAUCAAAAUCCAGGUGAGACACUUAAAGUCCAGAGCCAGACAGUGUGUAGCGACACACAUAGCAGCUCUCCCUCCUGUUCUAGCUUUCGUGACAGCCUGCAGAAGGUGGGGUUGGAAGAUUUAGAUCUGGACUCUUGUGAAGUCUCAGACCACUGGAAGGCACAGGUACUACAACUGAUCCACAGAUAUGAGGAUGUUUUUUCCAAGAGUAAACUAGACUGUGGGCUGGCAAAGGAUUUUGUCCAUCGCAUCCACCUGUCUGAUGACCGGCCAUUCAGACUUCCCUAUCGACGCGUCCCUCCAGGGCAGUAUCACAAGUUGCGACAGGUGCUCACA
Oreochromis aureus is the source of this 3431-nucleotide messenger RNA. RefSeq lists its product as uncharacterized. The record is from RefSeq and is a predicted model, not a curated record. The coding region runs from base 841 to 2190 and encodes 449 amino acids. The transcript is spliced from 2 exons. Gene Ontology annotation, molecular function: zinc ion binding; nucleic acid binding. Lineage: Eukaryota; Metazoa; Chordata; Actinopteri; Cichliformes; Cichlidae.